AUGGCUGGAGGAGGUGUCAAUGUUGGCGGCGGCAGUUCUACCGGUCGUGCCGUCUUCGCCCUUUGCGGUGGUUUGGCAGGAGCAUAUUAUGGAUUUUAUCUUCAGAGCAAGUACAUGGAAGAACGUCGGGUCCAUGUGCUCGUGGAAACAGAAGCGCGCAAGCGCCUUGCAGCAGCAACUGCCACCCAGCCCUAA
Messenger RNA from Peronospora matthiolae, 195 nucleotides. The record is from the annotation of a GenBank genome assembly. Lineage: Eukaryota; Oomycota; Peronosporomycetes; Peronosporales; Peronosporaceae.